UCUCCCCCCACAAACAAACACCGAGAAAACUCUCUCUCCUCCAAGAAACACCAAGAAAGUUCUCUCUUCUCCAAGAAACACCAAGACUAGACAACAAUGGCGAGACCCAUUUGCUUUUGGCUACAGUACUUCGCGCUCCUGAUGUCCUUCGGUGCAAUCGUUUCUUAUGCUAGACCACCACUACAACAUCCUCAACAAGAGCCAAGUUACCUAAAGUUUGUGUACAACGCCACCGAACUCCCACCCCAAGACUACUAUGAUUACAUAAUUGUUGGAGGCGGCACCGCCGGGUGCCCAUUGGCUGCAACACUUUCACGAGCAUAUAAAGUACUCGUGCUUGAACGAGGGGGAGUCGCCUACGGCAAACCCGAUUUGAUGAAUCACGAAGGUUUCUUGACAACACUCAUGGACGCCAAUCCAUUCGACUCCCCUGCCCAAGCCUUCACAUCUGAAGAAGGGGUCUCAAACGCCCGAGGGCGCGUUCUCGGCGGCAGCACUGCGAUAAACGCCGGGUUCUACAGCCGAGCCGACCGUGAAUUUUAUCAGAAAUCGGGCGUGGAUUGGGAUCAAAAAGUAGUGAACAAGUCGUACGAGUGGGUCGAGAGGGCGAUUGUGUUCAAGCCGGAGCUCAGGGAUUGGCAAUUAGCGGUUCGAGAUGGGUUAUUGGAAGCUGGGGUUGAUCCCUUUAACGGGUUUAGGUUGGAUCACGUGGAGGGAACCAAGAUCGGCGGCUCGAUUUUCGAUAGUUAUGGGAAAAGACACACCGCUGCUGAUCUACUGAGCUACGCAAAACCUUCCAAUAUCAAGGUUUCUGUGUAUGCAAGCGUGGAAAGAGUACUCCUGGCUUCAUCUUCCCCGCACGCCGGCUCACGGCUAUCAGCAGUCGGAGUUGCAUAUCGCGACAAUAUGGGGAGAUAUCACCAUGCUUUAGUAGGUAAACAUGGGGAGGUGAUACUCUCUGCUGGCGCCAUUGGAAGCCCGCAGCUGUUGCUGCUGAGUGGCAUUGGUCCGCGGCCUUAUCUGUCGGCUUGGGGAAUUCCGGUGGCUCAUCAUCUCCCCUCCGUUGGGCAGUUCCUUUACGAUAAUCCUCGCAAUGGUAUCUCAAUUGUGGCCCCAGUCCCUCUGGAGCAAUCACUCAUACAGGUGGUUGGCAUAACUGAAUCAGGGACUUACAUCGAAGCAGCUUCCAAUGUCAUCCCUUUUGCAUCCCCUGCUCGCUCUGUUUUCAUCCGGACGCCAUCCUCGCCUCUGUAUCUCCCCGUGGCUACUCUCAUGGAGAAGAUUAUUGGGCCGCUUUCAAGUGGGUCGCUGCGACUGGCUUCAACGGAUAUCAGGGUGAAUCCAAUUGUUCGAUUCAACUAUUUUAACAACCCGGUGGACCUCGAGCGCUGCGUGAAUGGCACGCGCAAGAUUGGCGAUAUCCUGAGGAGCCGUUCUUUGGAGAACUUCAAGUUCAGGGACUGGUUUGGCGGUCGCAGUUUUAGGUUCGUGGGGCCUGCGUUGCCCGUUGACCAAUCAAACCACCGUGUAAUGGAAGAUUUCUGCCGCCGCACAGUUAGUACCAUAUGGCACUACCAUGGGGGCUGUGUUGUGGGGAAGGUGGUUGAUCGAAAUUUCCGGUUGAUUGGUAUAGAUGCACUCCGAGUUGUUGAUGGGUCCACGUUUGGUGUGUCGCCGGGGACAAAUCCUCAGUCGACUGUAUUGAUGCUUGGACGAUACGUUGGAUUGAAGAUUCUGAGAGAGCGGAUGAGAUAUAAAUCAUGACCAUUGCUCUUUUGGGCUCCAAUAGAGCAAUGGUCUUUUGAUUUCUUUUUUCUUUUUCUCAUUCAAAAUAAUAUUGUG
Corylus avellana is the source of this 1842-nucleotide messenger RNA. RefSeq names its product Glucose-methanol-choline (GMC) oxidoreductase family protein. The record is from RefSeq and is a predicted model, not a curated record. Gene Ontology annotation, molecular function: flavin adenine dinucleotide binding; oxidoreductase activity, acting on CH-OH group of donors. NCBI's taxonomy places the organism in Eukaryota, Viridiplantae, Streptophyta, Magnoliopsida, Fagales, Betulaceae.